GAAAAAUUAUGUUUUGGAACGCAACCAUCUGAACUACACCGGAAAAUGGAAUGCUGCAUGUUAAACCGGAGCCACGUGAAAAGAACUUUUGAGUAUUUCCUACCUCGGACACUUUUGUUUGACAUUUGACAGUACAGUAAUGCAAUUGUUUUUUGUUUUUUGUUUUGUUUUGAGCGUUUUCAAGUGUGUUGAUGUUUUCGACUUCGACUUUUUCAGUUUCUCGUUUCUCUCGGCUCUCUAUGUGAGUGUGAGCUUAUUUUCUUGAAAAAUUAGAAAAAAAAACAAAGGAUAACAGCGGAAACUUCUUUGGAAAAAAACGCAACAGCUGUUUGCAUAUCGAAUAAUUAGAUGAUUUAACUUAUCAUCAUCGUAACGACAUGAAUUCUAGUGAAGACGAUGUUAAUAAACUACAAAAGGAGCUUAUAAAAGCUCGGCAAGAACUUCACAAUAUCAGAACACAACUAAAAUCAUUACAACAUAUACAUGGCAAAGACAUCAAUAAAAUAACCAAAACCCUUGAAGAAUGGCAAUCUGGAGACUAUAAUAAAUGUGAAUUAAGCUCCGAACCUUCCAGUUCAAAACCUUGCAAAGACAAAGAAAUUACAUUCAAGCCAAUUGGAAUAAUACAUUCCGAAUUCCCUCGCAUAAGAGGCACACCAAGACAACCUACAAUCACAAUCAAUGACACAACAGCAAGGCUAACAAUCAACAAAGACAUAUUCACAAACCCCAGUCACUCUUUACAAGAUUUAAAUCAGUUUUCCCACAUGUGGAUCAUUUUUGUUUUUCAUGAGAAUUCCACACACCCCAAAGCUAAGGUUUCACCACCAAGACUAGAUGGGACGAAAACUGGAGUGUUUGCUACAAGGUCACCACACCGACCUUGUCCUAUAGGUUUGUCAUUGGUAAAAAUUGAGAAAAUUGUUGAUAAUGUUGUUUAUUUUAAUGGCGUUGAUAUGAUCGAUCAAACUCCCGUGCUUGAUAUCAAACCUUACAUUCCACAAUAUGAUCAACCAAAUAUGAGGAAUAUAGAUGAACAUGAAAAUUUAGCAAUAAAUGAUUCAGAUGAGGAAGCAUUAGAAUUUCAAGUCACUGAGACACCUACGCCUGAUGAAAAUUUAGAAGGAAGAGGCGCUCCAGAUGGGGAAGAAAAUGGUACUGAAGCUAGUGCAGUUCCAUCCGCAAAGGAUAUAAAAGUACCUUCAUGGAUCGAAAAGGCACCAGUAACUAAACUAUCAGUAGUUUUUGAAGAAGAGGCUCUAGUGCAGCUCCGUAAAAUAGAACCAGAGUCGGCUUCUGAAAGUUGUAGACUUAUAUCCAAAGUUUUACAAGAAGAUCCAAGAUCAAUCUAUUUGAGAAAAAAAUGGAGGGGUGCACCAUACAAGUGGAGGAUCAAAAAUUUGACUCUAACAUGCAUCUUUAACAAUGAGGACCACACAGUUAAAAUAAUGAAUAUUUGUCAAGAUGGAAAUAUUGAAUGAAUACCAAUAAAUACUAAUUUCAAUAUAGUUUAUUCAGUUUUUCUUUCAAUCCAAACCUCUUCAGAAUAUCAACCGUUUCUAAAUAACUAACACCAUCUCUUAAAAUGUAAUACAUCCCAGGUUCAGACAAGUCAAUUAUUGUAGAUCCACUCCUAUUUGUGUUUGUAGUACCUCCGUCAAAAAUAGCUGAUACUUUAUCCCAAAUUUCCUUAAAUUCUAAAGGGUUCAAUGCACUUGUUUCACCACUCAAGUUUGCACUAGUUAAUGCCAGAGGUUUUGUCAAUCCUCUAGCUACAUCUCUAAUAAAAUUGUAAUCUGGUAUUCUUAUUCCAAUUUUUCCAUUUGAACAAAGAGAACUGUCUAAUUUAUUAACGCUAUUAAAAAUUAACGUAACUGGCCCAGGAAGGAGAUUAUUUAACAGGCCCUGUGGAAUAUUAUUAGUAUUUGCCCACAAUUGUACCUCCGAUAUUUCACUAAGGCAAAUAGCAACUGGUUUGUUUUUGUCUCGACAUUUAAUAUUAAAAAGUUUAUUGAUGGCUUUUGCACUUGUUGCAUCACAGGCAAGCCCGUAAAUAGUGUCUGUGGGUACAGCAAUAAUUUUGCCAAAUUUUAACAAAUCAAUGGCAUGUUUAACUGCAUCCGAUUUGUUUAUAGAGAUAUGGUCUGCCAUAGGACGACCGCGUAAUUGUCUUAAAUAUUUAGUAAUGUUUACAGUCACAGACAUUUGACACUUAUUAGUCUCUCCAGUUGUGUUUGCAUUCGUUGUUGCAGCACCGAUAAAAAGUUGUCAUAGGCUCGUCUGCUGAUCUUGUUUGUAAUUGUAAAAAGUAAGCUUUAUCAUGACUACAUUUGGGGCAUCUUUCUUCAGUUGAGUCCACGUUUUUCCAGGCUUCUUCACCUCCUAAUACAUCGUCGAUUU
Ceutorhynchus assimilis (cabbage seed weevil) is the source of this 2400-nucleotide messenger RNA. Lineage: Eukaryota; Metazoa; Arthropoda; Insecta; Coleoptera; Curculionidae. The record is from the annotation of a GenBank genome assembly.